AUGGCCACCGUGCAUGUUUGCAGACACGGCCAGGACGAAGACAAUUUAGAAGGUCUUUUGAAUGGACGACGCGACCGCCCGCUGACGCAGCUCGGGCGGGAACAGGCGACUGCGUUGGCGCAGAGAAUAAAGGAGGGGGGAAAGUCGUAUAACGCCAUCUUGGCAUCACCACUGCAACGGGCGAAUGAGACCGCCCGCAUCAUUGGUGGGGUUCUUUCGGUUAAGGUGGAAACGGACAAUGAACUAGUGGAGCGGGACUUUGGUGUGCUGACGGGAAAACCCAUUGAUCAGAUCAGAGCGUACGCAGGGGAGAGUGUCUUGCAAGGGGAUAAGGUCUUGUAUUUUCUCUCCGUCGAGGGAGCGGAAACGUUUGAAGAAUGCUAUAGCCGUGCCGCUAGUGUGCUACGGCGCGUGGAUGCCGCAUUUACUGGGAAGCGCGUGCUGCUUGUGUGUCAUGGGGACAUUGGCAAGAUGCUGCAGGCGGUAAGGAGAAACAUAACAUGGCGUGAGGGGCUUAUGUUGCCUUAUUUUGCCAAUACUGAUGUUCUGGAGACGUAA
Molecule: messenger RNA, 558 nt
Organism: Trypanosoma conorhini
Lineage: Eukaryota; Euglenozoa; Kinetoplastea; Trypanosomatida; Trypanosomatidae
Product: phosphoglycerate mutase protein
Exons: 1
Coding region: 1-558 (185 amino acids)
Cellular component (GO): cytoplasm; cytosol
Molecular function (GO): phosphatase activity
Source: RefSeq, a predicted model, not a curated record